Molecule: messenger RNA, 4455 nt
Organism: Dermochelys coriacea (leatherback sea turtle)
Lineage: Eukaryota; Metazoa; Chordata; Testudines; Dermochelyidae
Gene: SYTL3
Product: synaptotagmin like 3
Exons: 18
Coding region: 2369-4228 (619 amino acids)
Biological process (GO): exocytosis; intracellular protein transport
Cellular component (GO): plasma membrane; exocytic vesicle
Molecular function (GO): small GTPase binding; neurexin family protein binding
Source: RefSeq, a predicted model, not a curated record
ACGCCUCCCACGUGACACGGUGGGGGGGAGCUGUCGGUUUCCACGGUAACCCGGCCCCGCUCCUGAGUUACCCAUAGGCCCGGCAGCGAGUGGGCCCCGCUGGGCUGGGUCCGCCAAGGCGUGGCACGGGCCUCGCUGCCCGCUCCUGGGACCCGUUGGCCAUGUGCCCAGGCUGGGCCCGCCCCGCCCCGCCCGGCAGCUGGCGCAGCCCCCGCGGAGGGUGAUGCGUGACCCGCAGGACUCUGCAUUGCCCGGGCCCCGGCUGCAGGUGUGGGGCCGUGAUGCGCGGCCUGGCCUGGGAGAAACUCUCACUCCACGUAUCUCCGCCGGAGCGGUGCCACGGAGGGGCCAGCUUUUUAGAGAUGUGGUCGCCCUCUCUAGUGUGCUCGGCGGUGGGGGGCUCCUCAGCCGGCAAGCCGGAGCCCGGAGCCCGGUUCUGUGACUGCUACCCUGGUCCGGAGCAGGGAAUAGUAACAGACGGGUGGUAACUUUGCCUUAAUGGAAAGUUUUUUUUAAAAAAUCCAGUGGGCACUGCUGGCAAGGUUGGUCUUAGUGAGAUGUGUUCGGAGUUCUCCCUGUUGUGACUUAUCCCCAAACACAUCUGUGCUGAUUGUUCUCUGGUUUACACCCCAUGCAACUUGGCCCUUUGAGUCUGGCCUCAAAUCCUGCCAGGGAUGCCCAGGUAGCUUUUCCCCCAGAGGUGUUGUGAGUUUUUAUGUUGAUAAAGCACAUCAGAGACUUUGGAUGGAAGAUGCUGAGAUAUGAUGGAAUCAUAACAGAUCCAGAGAUGUCAACUCUUGUGAUUUCAUCUCAAGUCUCCCACAUGAGAAUCUCGGCAUUCAUUUAAAAAAAAAAGGGGUGGGGGAAUGUGUCUGGUCUUCCUGGCUGUUGAGGAAAGCUUGAAAACAUGACCUGAGUGGAUCUUACAGGCUCAAAAACCAAAAGACAAAAAGAAUCCAAAAUUUGUCUUAAAAAUCAUGAGAUUAAAAAUAACAAUCUCAUUAUUUUGGGGGACCCAACUCAUUUUUUAACGUUUAAGGUUGGAUGGCAAGACUGCCAAUAAGGCUUUACUCCGGUGACAUUCUUAUUGGAGGCCCAGAUCCUGCAAAUAGUUCCUCAUGGGCUUAUCUUUAUGCACAAGAGCAGUUCUUGUUACCUAAGUGAGACUACUGACAUGCUUAACGUUAAGCACAAGCUGUUUGAACCUAUUGGGUUAGUAGAGUUAUGCAAUUAAAGAGUCACAGGAGCUGCUUCAUUUUGCCAUGUGGAUGGCAACGCUUUAUAGACUCUGUACUGAUAUAUGCCACUUCUCAAGAGAUCUAAGAAAUAAAAAGAACCUUGUUGUCCUAUUUUAUAUAUUGUCUUUGACCCAGAAAUAACUGCUCCUUUAAACUAGAGAUGAGCUUGACCUGGAAAAAGAGGCUCAAUACCCCCUCCCAGAAUCUGAAGAAGUUUGGAUGCAGAUACUCUGCCUAUCUCUGUAACUGGUUGGACUGGAAUCCCCAAUCCAGACAUCCAUGAAUUUUGGAUUUACAUCUGAUUCCAGACUCAUUCUUGGUGAGGAACAGCAGUGUUUUAGAGCCUGUGACAGCAGUAGCAAACAUCCCCUGAGCCAGGUCCCUGUUGGCUGCCACAGGAUCACACUCUACAGAUGUUUUACUCCAAUUUUGGCCCUUGCAGGAAGGAAAAGAGUGGGGAGAAAAUCAAUUUUUUUCAGUAAAGAAGAAGUGAACUCCUCAAUAUCCAACAGUUCACUUCCACAUCUCUUUCUUCUGUGGCAGCUGAGAAGUUUUUUGAAAGCUAUACAUGUAGAGCCAGUUUCUGCAGUUUCAUCAAGCAAAUGCCUUUUGAUUUCAGUGAGAGUUUUGUACAAGUCCUGAACAAGAUACUAUUUUUAUUGUAGUCACUUCCUACCAUGAAAUUUCUAAAGCAAGAGGGCAAGUAAGACGAGCUGUUUUCCUCUCCUUCAUGCCCUUUUUCUAUGUGAAGGCUCCCUCAGCCUGGUGAUUACAAAUAAAACCUUACUUUGGGCUAUUGUCAGUUUUGGAGCCACUCUCAGCAAAAAAAAAACUUUCAUAUGAAAGGCAGCAGACUGUUGUGACUGUGCUAAAUGAGUGUUCAUCAGGGGGCAGGGACACUCUGGAAAUUAUGAUUUGCAUGGAGAUGAACACUCUUUUUUUUUUUUCUUCUUCAAGAGUAUGACACAGUAGAAAUUUAUCACCAAUGAAAUAAGAGCACAGGCAUGUAAAAGAACUCGUAGACCUCCUGAGUGCCAUAUUAUACUCCAGACAACAGUCAUAUUUGUCAGCUUGGAUAUAGUAGAACUGUGUAGUGCAGGAGUCUCUAAAGGAAGUGAAGUGUGGGGAAAAUGACCUGUGAACUGAAUCUGAACUUCCUUAAGGAAUUGGAACGAGAGACAGUUUUACAGGUCCUGUACCGUGACCAGAUGCUGAGAAAAGUGGAUGAGGAAAGGAUAAGGAAAUUGAAAAUUCAGCUGCAGCAACUUCGUUGGAAGGGGGCAAAAAGUAUAAGCCAUGAAUACCAAGAAAGAUCCUGCGCUCGCUGUCAGAAAUCCUUGGGACUGGUGAUGAAUAGAGGUGCAGUGUGCAAUGGAUGCAGUCAUCGAGUGUGCUCUGAGUGCCGUGUCUGCCUGAAUCCCUAUUUGUGGAAAUGCACCAUCUGUUAUGCGUAUGGAGACAUUAAAGUGAAGACUGGGGAAUGGUUUUUUGAGGAACGUGCCAAGAAAUUCCCAGCUGACGAUAAACACGAAACAGCUGGUGCAAAGCUCUUGAAAUCUUAUCAAAAACUGAGUAAAAUUUCUGUGGUUCCUCCUACUCCCCCUCCUUUCACUGAAACCACCAGGGGAAACACCGCAAUGGAAAUCAGUCAAUCUAAAAGUUUUAAUAAGUCUGUGGAAAACUUGUUUCUGUCUCUUGCCACAAAUAUGAAAAAAAUCUCAAAGUCCCAGAAUGAUAUGAGGGCUGACAAAAGUCUCCUAACUACAGAUUACGGGCAGGAAAUGGAAAAGAGGAAGGAAAGGAGGAGUCAGUCUGACACUGCCAUCGAUAUUGCAAACAGGAUAAAAAAUAUACCAAGCUUUCAGCAACUCAUCAAUGGGGUGUGGGACGACAAUGAAGUUUUCACCAAAAGAUAUUGCAAGCAGGGAGAAGACAUUUCAACCAGUCCCAGAAGUGACGCUGUAUUCUGUGGUGGCAAAAAACACGGUAGUUUAUAUAGCAUUAACAGCACUUGCACCGAGGCUGGCAAUUUUGACAUGGCUAAUGUCACAGGAGAAAUAGAGUUUGCCAUCAGAUAUGUCUUUAAAGCCUGCACUUUAGAAGUCUGCAUCAAGGCCUGCAAGAACCUGGCUUACGGAGAAGAGAAGAAGAAAAAGUGUAACCCGUAUGCAAAGACUUAUUUGCUUCCCGAUAAAUCAUCUCGGAGUAAACGGAAGACAGCUGUUAAAAAGAACACAGUGGAUCCAGCAUUCCAUGAAACUUUAAAGUAUAAGAUUGACUACUCCCAGCUGGAAACACGACAGCUUCAAAUAUCUGUGUGGCACUCAGAAACACUCAAGAGAAGGGUGUUCCUUGGAGAAGUGGUUGUUCCAUUGGCAUCUUGGAAUUUUGAAGACAAUUCAACACAGUCAUUCAAUUGGUACCAGCUUAAAGCGAAGUCUGAAAAGCCUGAAGACAACCUGGUUCAGUACAACGGAGAACUCCUGGUGUGUGCAAAACUGAUCUUACCAUCCCAGUCUAAAAAAUGCCAGUAUGAAGAGCAGACGAAAGGAGGGAGAGAAGACCAAGCAUCUGCUGAUGGCCAGCUUCACCUUGUGGUGCUUGGAGCCAAGAACUUGCCUGUGAUGAGAUGUGGUGGCACUUUGAACUCAUUUGUUAAAGGUUGUCUCACUCUCCCGGACCAACAUAAGAUAAGACAGAAGUCUCCUGUCCUGAAGAAAGAGGCCUGUCCUCAGUGGAAUCACCCGUUUGUCUUCGACGGUGUGACCCCAUCUCAGCUACAGCAAUCUUGUCUGGACUUGGCCGUCUGGGACCAGGCAUCUUUUGGCUCAAAUGAACGGUUCCUGGGGGGAGCCAGGCUUAGCACAAAAGAACCAUCUGGCACCUGGGAUUCAGACCCCCAGUCAAAACUUCAGUGGCAGAAAAUACUCAGCAGCCCAAACAUCUGGAUAGAUAUUACACUUAUGCUGCAUUCAAAUAUGGACACUUAAAUCCAAAUAGCGCCCAUUUGACAAGCAUAUCCUUUCCAACUGCUUGCACAUGGAAGAAAGCAUUAUACUCAAGGUUAAGCAACAUGGCAUGCUUCUGGUCACUUCUGCCUUCUGGAAAGAAACAUCCUUUGAAAAGAGCUUUCCACAAGUAAGCCACCUGUAGCUAUACAUAGAGCAGAACUGUGUAAUUAGAAUCAUUACAAACCUAAUAAAAUAUUCAACUGUCA